Molecule: messenger RNA, 1203 nt
Organism: Nymphaea colorata (pocket water lily)
Lineage: Eukaryota; Viridiplantae; Streptophyta; Magnoliopsida; Nymphaeales; Nymphaeaceae
Product: phenylcoumaran benzylic ether reductase POP1-like
Exons: 5
Coding region: 158-1084 (308 amino acids)
Molecular function (GO): oxidoreductase activity
Source: RefSeq, a predicted model, not a curated record
UUCUGUUGCAUUUGGGAACAAUUGUGUUGCAUAUCUUUUUCCCCUGGACCGACAGAACUGUGACAAUCCAUAUGAUGAUGCAGGGCAUGUGUGCAACUGUUGGACAAUCCCCUGGACCGACCCUGACGUCCCGGUCCAAGAGAGACAGACAGAGAGAAUGGAGGGACAGAGCAGGGUUCUGGUGAUCGGUGGCACCGGCUACAUCGGCAAGUUCAUCGUGAAGGCUAGCGCAGCGUCUGGCCACCCGACGUUCGCACUGGUCAGGGACACUUCUCCCUCCGACCCAGCCAAGUCCCAGCUUCUUCACUCCUUCACCUCCUCUGGCGUCACCCUGCUUCGCGGCUCUCUGGACGAUCAUCAAAGUUUGGUCCAAGCCAUCAAGCAGGUCGAUGUUGUCAUUUCAGCGGUGGGAAGUGCACAGAUCUCACAGCAAGUCAAGAUCAUUGCUGCUAUUAAAGAAGCUGGUGAUGUCAAGAGGUUCCUUCCUUCGGAGUUUGGAACCGACGUCGAUCGCCAACAUGCGGUAGAGCCUGCCCGGAGCAUAUUCGCUUUAAAAGCGCAGAUUCGCCGAGCCAUUGAGGCCGAAGGCAUUCCUCACACUUACGUGUGUUGCGGCUUCUUUGCUGCCUACUUCCUCCCCAGUAUGGCGCAGCCAGGAUUGACCUCCCCUCCAAGAGACAAGAUUGUCAUCCUAGGAGAUGGUAACCCCAAGGCCGUGUUCAACAAGGAGGAUGACAUAGCCACCUACACCAUCAAGGCUGUCGAUGAUCCAAGAACCCUGAACAAGGUGCUCUACGUGAGGCCACCUGCCAAUGCUUGUUCCUUCAAUGAGCUGACCUCACUUUGGGAGAAGAAGACUGGCAAGACCCUCGAGAGAACCUACGUUCCGGAGGACCAAAUACUCAAGAACAUUGAAGAGUCGCCGUUCCCGAAGAACGCUAUGGUGGCGAUCGCGCACUCGGCUUUCGUGAAAGGUGACCAGGCGAAUUUUGAGAUAGAGGAAUCGUUCGGAGUGGAAGCAUCUGAGAUGUACCCCGAUGUCAAGUACACAACCGUGGAACAGUACCUUGAUCAAUUUGUUUAAGCUUGUCUUCUUAUUUAUGGCAAGUUUACACCGAUGUCAAGUACACAACUGUGGAACAGUACCUUGAUCAAUUUGUUUAAGCUUGUCUUUUUAUUUAUGGCAAGCAUCCCUCCUUGUUA